UAAAAACAAAACUAAGAGGGACAUAAAUUGAAGCUUCCUUUACCCCUUGCAUUUUGUGCUUAUAUGCGGCCGCUCUCGUGUGGCGAUUCUCAGCCUCUGCAUGCGGGGAUCUCGAACAAAUCGCUCGAAUAUCAAAAAGGUUUCUUCUUCACUUCGAAUCUCGAAGUGGGUCUCUCUCAUUUUAAGCUCAUAAUCACUCUGUGAGAUGAAGGUGACCGUCGUUUCACUCAGCGGUAGAGAAAUCAUCAAGGGUGGCCUUGAGCUUAAUGACUCUGCAACGGUGACUGAUCUGCAGGAGGCAAUUUAUAGGCGAACCAAGAAAUAUUAUCCUUCCAGACAGCGGCUGACCCUCCCCCUACCACCGGGAUCAAAGGAGAGGCCUACUGUCCUCAACUACAAGAAAAAUGUCGAAGAUUAUUGCGAUGGAAACUCAGGCAACCUAAAAGUAGUGUUCAAGGACCUGGGCCCCCAAGUUUAUUAUAGUACACUUUUCUUCUGGGAGUAUUUGGGCCCUCUGAUCAUCUUUCCCAUCUUCUACUAUUUCCCCGUAUACCAGUUCUUUGGAUACAAAGGGGAGCGGGCUAUCCACCCGGUUCAGACAUAUGCCUUGUACUAUUGGUGUUUCCACUACUUCAAAAGGAUUAUGGAAACCUUUUUUGUUCACCGGUUUAGUCAUGCAACUUCACCCCUCUCAAAUGUGUUCCGGAACUGUGCAUAUUAUUGGACCUUUGGUGCUUACAUUGCUUACAAUGUGAACCAUCCACUCUAUACCCCUGUCAGUGAUCUCCAAAUGAAGAUUGGAUUUGAGUUUGGGUUGGUUUGGCAAGUUGCAAAUUUCUAUUGCCAUGUAUUGCUGAGGAAUCUUCGUAGUCCUGAUGGGGGUGGAGGGUACCAAAUCCCACAUGGGUUUUUGUUCAAUAUUGUGACAUGUGCGAAUUACACAACAGAGAUUUAUCAGUGGUUGGGCUUCAACAUUGCAACUCAAACAGUUGCUGGCUAUGUCUUCCUUGUGGUUGCUGUUCUUAUCAUGACUAACUGGGCCCUUGCAAAGCACCGGCGUUUGAAGAAGAUAUUUGAUGGGAAAGAUGGAAGACCUAAAUACCCAAGGCGAUGGAUCAUACUGCCCCCGUUCCUGUAGAAGUCAUUUCCAAGCCUUCACUGGAAUCAGCCACUUGCUCUGCUGGUGGGGGAUUCAACAGCAUGGUUUCAAGGUGUCAAAGAGGUUAAUUUCAUCGGACUAGUGUUGAGAAGAGUUCUUGUAGUCUUCAUUUAGACUUUGUAAUCCAUUUUGGGACUCCAAUUGGAAAAGUUAUUUACUCGUAAUAGUGUUAUAUUGGAUGCUGAUACCGGGUUGCUUGAAAUGAGAGCACUCUCCUUUGUCAGAUGCCUUUCUGGAAUGUGGUCUAUCUUUAGCAUGUUCAGCGUCAGAUGCAUUUCUGGAAUUUGGUCUACCUUUAGUAUGUUGAGUUGUCAUGUCUUUUUCCUCCCCGAAUCUGAGGCUGUGUUUGGGGACAGGGUUUUUGAGUUUUAGAUUUGAGUUCAUGUUGGUUUGAAUGAAAUUUAAUAAAAAUUUUAUAUUACUCGUUUUCUCCCCAAA
Malania oleifera is the source of this 1597-nucleotide messenger RNA. Its product is annotated as very-long-chain enoyl-CoA reductase. The transcript has 4 exons. The record is from RefSeq and is a predicted model, not a curated record. The coding region runs from base 206 to 1138 and encodes 310 amino acids. Gene Ontology annotation, biological process: very long-chain fatty acid biosynthetic process. NCBI's taxonomy places the organism in Eukaryota, Viridiplantae, Streptophyta, Magnoliopsida, Santalales, Ximeniaceae. Gene Ontology annotation, molecular function: oxidoreductase activity, acting on the CH-CH group of donors.